Messenger RNA from Syzygium oleosum, 784 nucleotides. RefSeq lists its product as uncharacterized. The record is from RefSeq and is a predicted model, not a curated record. The transcript has 2 exons. NCBI's taxonomy places the organism in Eukaryota, Viridiplantae, Streptophyta, Magnoliopsida, Myrtales, Myrtaceae. The coding region runs from base 108 to 611 and encodes 167 amino acids.
CCUUCUCUCUUUCUCUCUCUACUUCCCCCUUCUGCUCCAACGAAGAAGAAAGGCGAAGACGAAGGAGAAGAGGAAGAAGAAGAAGCUGCCGAAGGUCGGGCGCGGACAUGGUGGAGUUCGGAGACGAGCUCGUGCUGGAGAGCUUGAGGAUACCGUGGCUCAUAUGGAUCCAGCUCCUCGUCAUGCUCCUCCUCCUCCUCCUCCUCUACUCCUUCACCUCCUCAAACGCCGACUCCUCCUCCGCCGCCGCCGCCGCCGCCGCCGCCGCUCCCUCCUCCUCCUCCUCCUCGCCGUCUCCGCCCUCGCCGCAGCCGCCGCCUCCUCUGGAAUCGCGCGGAUCUCGGUCCCGCAAGCAGCAGUUCCUCGCCGCCCACGGCGGCGCUCACCAGUUGCAGGUCGGAGAAAGCCAGAGCGUCAAAGGCUUCAUCGCGACGAGUGCGAGCAGAGGAGUAGCCGGUGAAGAAGAUACGAUGGAAGGAGAGAACUCGAGUCCCAGCUACAUGGAUCACCACCCUUGCUCCAUAGUUAGGCUAGCGAGGAUAGCGUUCCUCAAGUGCUUUGGAUUAGAUUUCACAUCAGAGGAUUCUUCCUUUAAAAGACACAGAAGAUGAUGUUGCAUCGGUGGUUGAUUUUUGAUGUCUUAACUCAUUAUUCGGGACCAUUAGACCAUCGCCAACCGCGUGUACAUGAGGUCGUAGAUGUGUAAUCUUCACGAAAUUAGUUGUGAAAUCAGUUUUUACCUGAUCAAUUGAGACUGUAUAUAAGAUAAAAUGCAUUGACUAAA